Molecule: messenger RNA, 984 nt
Organism: Pipistrellus nathusii (Nathusius's pipistrelle)
Lineage: Eukaryota; Metazoa; Chordata; Mammalia; Chiroptera; Vespertilionidae
Source: the annotation of a GenBank genome assembly
AUGACUCACUUACAAGCCGGGCUGUCCCCGGAGACCCUGGAGAAAGCUCGCCUGGAGCUCAAUGAGAAUCCCGACACCCUGCACCAGGACAUCCAGGAGGUGAGGGACAUGGUCAUCACCAGGCCGGACAUCGGCUUUCUGCGCACGGACGACGCCUUCAUCCUACGCUUCUUGCGGGCCAGGAAGUUCCAUCACUUCGAGGCCUUCCGCCUCCUGGCCCAGUACUUUGAGUACCGGCAGCAGAACCUGGACAUGUUCAAAAGCUUCAAGGCCACGGACCCUGGCAUCAAGCAGGCGCUGAAGGAUGGCUUCCCCGGGGGCCUGGCCAACCUGGACCACUAUGGCAGGAAGAUUCUGGUCCUUUUUGCUGCCAACUGGGAUCAGAGCAGGUACACGCUGGUGGACAUUUUACGUGCCAUUUUGCUGUCUUUAGAAGCCAUGAUUGAAGAUCCUGAGCUUCAAGUAAAUGGAUUUGUUUUGAUCAUAGACUGGAGUAACUUCACCUUCAAGCAAGCCUCUAAACUUACACCCAGCAUGCUGCGAUUGGCUAUUGAAGGCCUUCAGGACAGUUUCCCAGCCCGAUUCGGAGGAAUUCAUUUUGUCAACCAGCCGUGGUAUAUCCAUGCCCUGUAUACUGUAAUCCGGCCUUUCCUGAAGGAGAAGACGCGGAAAAGGAUAUUUUUGCAUGGUAACAACCUAAAUAGUCUACACCAACUAAUUCAUCCUGAGAUCCUGCCCUCUGAGUUUGGAGGAAUGCUGCCCCCUUAUGACAUGGGAACAUGGGCAAGAACACUGCUCGACCACGAGUACGAUGACGACAGUGAAUACAAUGUGGACUCGUACAGCAUGCCUGUGAAAGAAGUAGAAAAGGAGCUCUCCCCCAAGUCCAUGAAGAGGUCCCAAUCAGUAGUGGAUCCUACAGUCCUCAAACGCAUGGAUAAAAAUGAGGAAGAAAACAUGCAACCUUUGCUCUCUCUGGACUGA